Molecule: messenger RNA, 6228 nt
Organism: Pseudomyrmex gracilis
Lineage: Eukaryota; Metazoa; Arthropoda; Insecta; Hymenoptera; Formicidae
Product: tyrosine-protein kinase-like otk
Exons: 8
Biological process (GO): protein phosphorylation; dendrite self-avoidance; axon guidance
Cellular component (GO): plasma membrane; axon
Molecular function (GO): protein kinase activity; ATP binding; cell-cell adhesion mediator activity
Source: RefSeq, a predicted model, not a curated record
UUUACAGUGGUAUCUGCUCGCGGUCAAGAUGGCGAUAUUUAUUUUUCGGUGAGCCCCGCGGAACAUUCGGUCGUUGAAGGAUUUCCGGUUCGAUUAAGAUGCGAAGCUCAGCCGAGCUCGCAUAUCAAAUAUUCGUGGAAGAUGGAUGGACAGCCGCUUGCUCCCAGUCCGCGAAGACAUCAAGUCGAGGGUGAUCUUUAUAUCACCAGAGUCAACCGAAUUUUAGACAGCGGAAAUUUUGUCUGCGUGGCGACACACGAGGGAACUGGCAACUCGAUCGAGAGCUCGCCUGCCAAGAUCGACGUUCAAUGGAUCAGCGAGGCAAACGUUCAAUUGCAACAGCCGAAAGCAUCGUCUUCGAUUCACGUGGGCAGCGAGGUUGAGCUUCGGUGUCACGUCGAUGGCUCUGGCGACUUGAAAUACGAAUGGUUCAAAAAUACGAUAAGCGUGGGACGAAGCGAGCGUAUCGAGAUCAAGAAGAAGAAGCUGCACAUACACAAAGCAGUCGCCGAAGACAGCGGCAUGUACACUUGUCUGGCUAAGAACGAGGCAGGGUCCUCGCCUGUGACCGAGAGCUACCCCUUAAUCGUUUCCGGAAAUGAAACUGCGACGAUUGAGGUUAUUCCGAGAAACUUAAUUGCUAAGCGCGGCGAGCCAGCUGCUCUGCACUGCGUUUUCAAGGACGCCGACGAGGUACAGUGGUUCUUCAAAGAAAUCGGUCCGCUGGAAUCUGACGAGGAGCGAACCAUUUUUGACAAUGGCACUCUCAUGAUACACGCCGCCGAUCAAAGGGACCAGGGAUAUUACUCCUGUCAUGGAAUAAGGGACGAAACUACAGUCAGUUAUACAGUCGAAUUACAAAUUGCUUAUCUACUAAACUUUACAAUGGCCGCUUUCGAGCCAAAACGGGGAACUCAGUUGGCGAUUGUAGGUGAGGGUCAAGAAUUUCAAAUAAGUUGCUUAGAGCCUAAGGGGCUUCCGCAGCCUAAAGUUUAUUGGAGAGAUCCUACGGGACAUAUAAUAAGCGAUACCGGUCCCGUGCGCGUUCAAGACAACACGCUUAUUAUUGCGAAAGCACGAAUGGCCGAGGACGACGGCAACUAUACUUGCGUGGCCGAAAAUCUCGCUGGUGAAACGGAUAUAUCCGUCCAAAUAAUUAUAUCCAUUCCACCUAGUAUUGUAAGCUCUCCAGAAUCACUUAGCGUAACGGAAGGUGACUCCGUGACUCUGAGUUGUUCAUAUUCCGGUAUGGAACCGCCAGUAACGUAUGUGCACUGGUUAAAAGACGGAAUGCAACUGAGAGAAUCGGGCGGUCCAACGAGAUACCGCGUGACCGAUAAUCACGGCAAUGUUACUUUGCACUUCAAAAGCGUUGAUCUGUCCGACAAAGGACAUUAUAUGUGCCAGAUAUUCACUACGGGAUUUCCACCCGUGCUUUCGGAUCAAGCUGUUCUCACAGUCGAGGAGAAGCUCAAGUUCUCGCCGCAGCCUGUCAAUAAACGCUUAGAGCUCGCAUCUACGGCGAAGGUAUCGUGCAAAGCCCAAGGUGCUACGAAUCCCGCGGUAAAGUGGGUCAAAGAGGGCGAGGACGAGAAAUUUCCUAAGCACGUGCAAGAUAUCAAUGGCACUUUACACUUCAACGGUGUUAAGAUGGAGGAUAAGGGUCGAUAUACUUGCAUCGCGAACAACACUCAGGGAUCCAUCAAUCACACAAUUAGCAUCGAUGUAGUUGUCGCACCAAAGUUCACGAAACUGCCAGAUAAUCCGACAGAAGCUAUUGAGGGAUAUCCAGUAAUGCUGCAUUGUGUCGCCGAAGGUUACCCUACACCGACAAUUCAAUGGGAUAAAGAUUCUCGCAUGAACGACGCAGUUGAUCCUCGAUUCAAUAUAUUUAAGAACGGAAGUUUUUAUAUUGCAGAAGUUCAUCUUAGCGAUCAAGGAAAAUACGGAUGUACCGCUGGUAAUAGCGGUGGGCUGAAGCGAGAAGAAUUUCAAUUAAAUGUUAAAGUAGGAGAUAGAUAUAAAGCGGAAACAGAGCAAGAGAUCAGCGAUGACGGUCCUAUGAUGACUAAAACAGUAAUAAUUACUCUUAGCGUAGCUACGGGAUAUAUGGUGUUUGUAAUUGGUUUGAUGUUGUACUGUCGUUAUGAUCGUCGCCGCAGGAAGCGACAAUAUGCACAGCAUCAAACAGAAGAAAAAAUGGAAAACGGCGAUAUAAGAGAGGAACAAACGGAGUUGAAGGAAACAGGCACUAAAGUAAACUCAACAAUAAACAAGAAGAAAGAAAAUCGCGAUUCUCACAAGAGUGACGGCGCAGAUACAGCUCAGAGUCAAAGUAGUAAUCAGUCUAAGAAAUCUAAGUCAAAUUACGACAAAAUCGCUGUCUCGCGAAACAAUUUAAAGGAAUUGAAACCUCUCGGCCGAGGUGAAUUUGGUGAAAUCUAUACUACAAAGUAUCAAGUGGACGGUGAUAAGGAAUCCUUGGUUAUGGUAAAAAGUCUAACAAAUACGAAGGAUGAAAUCGCUCUUCAAGAAUUUAAGCGUCAUUUAGAUCUUCUGCACAAGCUCAAUCAUGAGAAUGUUGCCAAGUUGAUUGGUCUGUGUCGAGAGGAGGAACCCGACUAUAUGAUUCUAGAGUAUACCGAUUGGGGCGAUCUGAAACAGUUCUUGAUAGCUUCGCGGAAGGAUAAUAAUGCAAGUCCAACACAUGAAUCAAAGCCACGCGCGCCUCAGCUGUCAGUGGCGCAAAUACUAUCGCUGUCGAAUCAAGCUGCGAAGGGCUUAAAACACAUAGCCGAUAAUCGAUUGGUCCAUAAGGACAUAGCUGCUCGUAACUGUCUAAUUGCUAGUAAUCUAACGAUCAAGAUCUCGUUGCCGUGUAUGACCAAAGAGCCGUACUCUCAAGAGUAUACAAAGCAUCGAAACCAAGUGAUCCCACUGAGAUGGUUGCCCUAUGAAGCUGUAUACGAGGACGAGCAUUCCACCAAGAGUGAUGUAUAUUCGUUCUCAUGCUUAGUUUGGGAGAUGUUUCAUCAAGGCGAAUUGCCGUUUAGCAAGAUGAACGACGAGUCCGUGUUGGCUCAACUCAAGGCGCAAACGCUCACAUGGAAAGCGCACAAAGCGGCACCGCCGGCUCUUCAAGAGCUUCAAGUACAGUGCUGGGCAAAAGAUCCGCGCGAGAGACCGACCUUCGACGAGGUGGUCUCAAAAAUAGGUGAAAUUGUGGUCGACAGUUGUCUGUAAGCUAAAAAAUCGCUGUCGUAUAUUGUAAGGCUCUAAAUAUUGGAAAUAUUGCAAUAGUAAUAAUUGUGCGGAGCUGUUGAGAGGUAAGGCUGACGAGCGCCAAUGAUCAUGCGGCGAUUAAUCCCUCCAAUGCAAAGAGGAGGAGCUCGAGAACGCGCCGUAGAUUCGGAUACGAGAAUAAUUAACUGGUUUUCACACACGUACACGUUAACGCGCUUCGUAUGAAAUUAUAUAUACACGUAAUGGAUCGUUAGAAAUUCUGUUUUUUGUAAAUGGAAGAUGCUUGCUCAGUAAUCAUUGACUGCGUGAGGAAUGUAUUUCACAAUUAUGUGUUUCAGUAAUAUUAUCGGUACGUUUGUGCGUGUAUCGCUAAAUGUGAUAUGUAGAUCAGACUUUCACAUGAAAUUCAAUAUGCGCAAUGCAUGCGUCAAUGAUGCAUGCAUAUCAUUUAAUACUCAUCGUUAUACAUGAUCAAAUAAUAUCUCUACUGUAGGAGUUUUUAUAUAUUUUACACAUAAAGCGCUUAGAAGAUUUAGACUUUUUACUUAUCUCUUUUAUCAUUGUAGAUUUAGUAUUUUUUCCGAUCUUAUUAUAUGAACGUCAUUUUUUUAAGUCACAAAACAAAGCAAUUUCUUUCGUUAUUCUUCUUUUUAUAUAUCAAACGUUUAUCUCGAUUUCUUGUGUCGUUUUCAUAUUUUUAUAAACAGAACAUAAUAAGACUAUUGGUUCCACAAUAAUUAUUCAUAUUACAGUAUUUUUGUCGUGUUCAUUAGUUCGGUAAGAAAACAAUAUUUAUUUCGAAUAGCAUCAUCUCCACUCCAAUGACUGUUUUAUUUGAACUAAGUAAAUAUGGGCCCAUUAUACGUUACACAAUUAACGCAAUACUUAGUAUAUAUACAGUGUAUCAUUAUAAUAUUAGUCAUUGAUAUAAUAAUAGUUAUGAUCACAACACAUCGAAUACUCGUAAGAUACGUUAAUCAUUAGUUGAAGCCGAAAACUGAUGGCGGGAACGUUCAAUCAAAUCACUUAAAAUGUGAGGUUGAUAUAAUGGACUAUAAUUGACUAUAUAAUUGAAUGUCUCUCUUUUGGCGAUCAGAUCCGGCACUGCAAUGCAUAUUAAGAAAGUAUCAUGACCAUAUCAAAUAAGAAAAACAAUCUUAACUCUGCCUAUUUACUCUUACACGCGCUACAUCGCUAAGACGUAAAACCUAAGAAUUAUUUAUACCAUAUAUAUAUAUUUAUGUGUGUGAUAAGAGAAAGCAUGCAAUUUUGAGACCACUCACACUCGACGAAAAAGACGGCCUUUGUACAUACUAAUGGUACGUGUAAGGUUUUUUUAAGCAUGAAAAAUUAGCAUGUGAAUUAUGAUAUUAAUUUUUUAUUGAUGUGAUUAUAUAUAUUUGAAUUUUCCUAUGACUUUUUACUGGAAAAAAUUUCAUUGCAACAGCAUCACAGAUAAAAAAUCCACGCGCAUGUCUAGAUGACACGCAAAAAAAUAACGAUACAACAUAUACAUAACUUGAAAACUAUUUUUACACAUGGAAAUUAGUAUUGACUAAAUAACUCGCGAUAUUUUUACAUCCAGAAUUUACGGUUCGAGAUAAAUAGCAUGCGUGAACAAUCUAUUCAAUAUAAUGGUCCAAAAUAAGAAAAAUAUUCUGUAUGCAUUUGACUUUUAUUUAUUCGAUUUAUAAUAUCAAUUUUUCAUAACGAUUUUUUUAGCAUAGCGUAAACCGUGACAAGCAUUUCACACAGAAACAAAAACUUUAUUAGACAUCUAUUAGAUAUCGUAUGGAGUUGUUGACGUCUAAUGGAGUUUUUGUUCUCUAUCUGUAUGAGAUGUUCUAUCUCUGCAUUUUAUAUUCUACGCAAUAUUCGCAAAUCAAUUAUGACGCACAUAUUUGUUUCUUCCGUUUUAUGCCAGACGUUGAUGUUCCGAAAAUCGAGAUUCAAAAGGUACAAACAAUGGUACUAGCAUCACUUAGUCGUGCAGAGCGAUAAAAACAAAUACUUCUAUUUGGUAUUUGUGUAAUGCAAAAAAAUUACGAUCACGACAAAUACGAUCUUAUUUAAUAUAAGAAACAUUCACCGAAUAUAUACACAUGUUGGAUAUAUACCGCAUAUAAAUUUUCGAAAAUCUUCCGCUUAUGAAACCGUAGGUAGUUUCCGUGUGAACGCUCUAAUUAAGAAUAUGUAAAAGUACGAACUGAAUAAAUUGUUACGCGGUAACGAAUCACCAAUAAUUCUUAGAAUGUCUACAAGUGAAUUUUAUAAUGCUUAAAUGUUCGCUAUGUUAAUUAACAUAUACGUCAAGAAAUAUACUUGUGAUUAGUAUUGACGAUCGUACUUAAUAAUAUGAAAAAUCUGCAGCAUAUUUUUGAAGUUUAAUUUAAAGAGAACUUUCGACAGAUUUGGGAGUAAAUUAAAAUUUCUUUAAGAGCAAAAUUUGCAAUACAAUAAAAAAUAAUGUAUUUUUACAAUUAAAAUACUAAAUUGCUAUCUUUAUUGAAUAGAAAUUUUUACUAAUAAAUUUCAGUCAAAUAAUAAAAUAUUUAAGUGCAAGAAGGGAUUCAUAUUCAUAUAUCUGAGUACGACCACUGCCUGUAACAUAAAUUGCGCUAGGAGUAUAUCUUACAGUAAUCUAGCCCGCACUAUAAAUACGUAAAUUAAAAUGCCAAUUAAUUAUCUAAAGUCUUAUGUGCUCAUAUCAUUCGCUCAGAUAUUCAUCGUGAACGAUUACUGAUUAAAAAGAGCAAAAACAGUAAGGCACAGUUAUUAUGCUGUGUUGAUACAUUUCAUAUGUAAAAGCUACUAUUAUAUCGUCACUCCCUACGUAUAAUUCCGUAACUCCAAAACACAAAUUUUAGAGGAGAGCAGUUUAAAAGUUUAAAGCUUCAUAUAGUUUCUCUAGUUAAGGGAUAUUUCGGUUUUAACUUUUUACCUUAUGAAUAUUUUUUUAAAUAUUUGGUGACCAUAGAGAACAUG